Molecule: messenger RNA, 715 nt
Organism: Dendroctonus ponderosae (mountain pine beetle)
Lineage: Eukaryota; Metazoa; Arthropoda; Insecta; Coleoptera; Curculionidae
Exons: 3
Coding region: 1-606 (201 amino acids)
Biological process (GO): apoptotic DNA fragmentation
Cellular component (GO): nucleus; mitochondrial inner membrane
Molecular function (GO): metal ion binding; nucleic acid binding; single-stranded DNA endonuclease activity
Source: RefSeq, a predicted model, not a curated record
AUGGUGCCACUUGUAGUAUCGGCAGAUAGUUACCGAUAUCUUUGGCGACAAAUUCAGUGUUCCGUUAAUCCAGUCACCACUGCCAGAUUAACAGGAAACAGUUGCGAGUCCAACGGACGUGAAGCCGAAAUUGGUUUCGCAGUUACAACAAGUCGAUUUGUCAGAACUAUACAAAUCUGCUUCAAUCAGGCUACCCAAUCACCAAUUUACACAUACUACGAUUUAAUUCCUGCAAUUACUCAGCAAGUAAGAGGUACACCCCGACCAAGUUGGACUCAGGGAACUGGAAUAUUUACAUUAACCAACGUCAACAAUCUUUUCACCCAAGCAACGCAAAGAGUAACCAUCAAUGCCCUACUCGGUCUACCAACCGGCAGUUUCAAUGUUAUCCAAAACAACAAUAACUACUUCUUGUCCAGGGGACAUCUAACGGCAACGAGUGACUUCUUCUAUGCCGCUCAACAAAACAGCACUUUCCAGUUUUUGAACGCGUUACCUCAAUGGCAAACGUUCAAUGGUUUCAACUGGGAUCAAGCUGAGACUGACGUUCAAGACUAUGCUGAGAGUAAUAAUGUUAACCUACAAGUUUGGACAGGUCAGUUUUAGCUUUAGUGAAUGCUAACGCGCCUUAAACCGACCUGAAAUUAAGCGCUAUUUAGAGAAAUUGUUCUUCUGACGAUCUUCAUUCCCUCUAAUAGAGCCGCGCUAACUUUCA